AUGAACGCACUGCCAUACUUCAUAUAUGGUCCGGGCACACACCUACUCUACGACGAUAGCUUACUGUCCCAAUUGAGUCGCAAUACAACCCGUUAUGAGUUAUGUGCGGCCAAUCACACUGACAUCGACUGCGACACUGGAAAGCACUCGACUGUAUGGGCGGCUGUAGUGCUCCUAUGGUUCUGCUGUCUUGUUAGGGGACUGGGAUUUACGGCAUAUUUCGUAAUAGGCUUUCCUUAUAUUGACGAUAAUGUAAGCAAGAACAAUUCGGCCCUUUAUUUGAGCUUAGUAUCUGCUCUGAGACUCGUGGGUCCAGCCGGGGUUAACCCGGGAAUUUCCAAGCGAGAUCCUAGAUUUAUAGGAGCAUGGUGGAUUGGUUUUCUAGUCAUUGGCGGUCUAUUAUUCUUAGUCAGUCUCCCAAUGUUUUUAUUCCCAAAACAACUCAAAACAGCAACUGUUAAGGCCGUGGAUAAUGCAAACGAUAUUAAAGGUUUCAGUGGUAUUGUGAAUGUGAUCAGGCGUUUAGCUACAAACCGUUUCAGACAGACCAGUUCCGGCGCCAGUUUCCUCACUGGUACCACAUCUGUACUACCCAUGGCUAUCGGUAUUAUAUUGGGAGGGGUUAUGAUUAAGUUUAUAAAGCCCCGACCCCUCACACUUAUUAUAUUCAUGUUUGCUGUCGAGUGGUUUUAUAAUGGA
Oppiella nova is the source of this 699-nucleotide messenger RNA. The record is from the annotation of a GenBank genome assembly. NCBI's taxonomy places the organism in Eukaryota, Metazoa, Arthropoda, Arachnida, Sarcoptiformes, Oppiidae.